This is a messenger RNA of Erigeron canadensis, 718 nucleotides long. Its product is annotated as lysine--tRNA ligase-like. Gene Ontology annotation, biological process: lysyl-tRNA aminoacylation. Gene Ontology annotation, cellular component: cytoplasm; cytosol. Bases 5 to 718 code for a protein of 237 amino acids. Gene Ontology annotation, molecular function: ATP binding; lysine-tRNA ligase activity; tRNA binding. The transcript has 6 exons. The record is from RefSeq and is a predicted model, not a curated record. NCBI's taxonomy places the organism in Eukaryota, Viridiplantae, Streptophyta, Magnoliopsida, Asterales, Asteraceae.
UUUUAUGGAAAUUGCUCCUGAACUUUAUCUAAAGCAGUUCAUUGGUGGUGGAAAAGAACGUGUAUAUGUAAUUGGACAACUAUUUAGGCAUGACGGGAUUCGUCUGAUACGUUGUCCUGAGUUCAUGUGUGAGUUUUAUAUGGUUCUUGCGGAUUACGACUAUUUGAUGAAGCUGACUGAAGAAAUGUUGAGCGGCAUGGUGAAGGAGCUGACAGGUGGCUACAAAGUUGCAUAUUAUGCCUCUGGGUGUGCUAAUAACCCAAUUGAAAUUGACUUCACUCCUCCUUUCAGAAGGAUUUCAAUGAUUGAAGAGUUGGAAAAGGUGGCAAACCUUAGCAUACCCAAAGACCUUAAGAGUGAGGAAGCUAGACAAUAUCUUGCUGAUGCAUGCAACAAGUUUGAUAUCAAUUGUUCACCGCCUCAAACGACAACACGAUUGUUGGAGAAACUUUCAAAGCACUUUCUAGAGGACAUGUGUGUCAAUCCUACUUUCAUUACGGAGCACCCUAAAAUAAUGAGUCCACGGGCAAAAUUCGUGAGAGACAAUCUAGGAUUGACUGAACGCUUCCAAUUGUUUAUUAACAAGUUUGAGCUCCUAAAUUCAUACACCGAACAAAAUGACCCUGUGUUGCAUCGCUUUCGAUUUGGAAAUCAAGUAAAGCUUUUUGUAGAAAAAGGGGUACGCCCAACCCAUUAUGAAACAUUUUGGAGUUAUUAA